This is a messenger RNA of Artibeus jamaicensis (Jamaican fruit-eating bat), 4184 nucleotides long. It is a transcript of the gene SARDH, whose product is annotated as sarcosine dehydrogenase. The record is from RefSeq and is a predicted model, not a curated record. The transcript is spliced from 23 exons. Gene Ontology annotation, cellular component: mitochondrion; cytoplasm; mitochondrial matrix. Lineage: Eukaryota; Metazoa; Chordata; Mammalia; Chiroptera; Phyllostomidae. Gene Ontology annotation, molecular function: sarcosine dehydrogenase activity; protein binding. The coding region runs from base 303 to 3077 and encodes 924 amino acids.
UUCCGGCUGGAGCUCCGCAGGAAGGAAGGAGGGGACAGCACCACAGAAGCCACCAGGCCAGGCACAGACAGGCCUCUGGGGCAGAGGGGCACUGCUGCCACCCAGGUAGGACACGUCCACUGGGGGUCCUGGGAGGGGGAGGAACGUCAAGGACCAGAGGUUCCACCCCCAAGGUGACACCUCUUCAGCACCUUGUGUCUGGAGAAGAUGGGCUCCUGGUCACAUUCUUCUAAUUGUGAGAUUUUUCUUGCUGGGGAAGUCUGGGAGGGCUUCCUGGAGGAGGGAUUCAGCUCCUUGUGCUGAUGCCACCCGGGGUCCCCAUGGCCUCGCUGAGCCGAGCUCUGCGAGCGGCCGCCUCACGCCCCGGUAGGAGCCCCGCGCAGCGCCUGGGGCCUCGGGCCCUGACCGGUGGGCCCGGCCCUACCACUGAGAAGAGCGUGCCCUAUGAGUGGACCCUGAAGGAGACCCCGGGUCCCUCCGCGGAGGCCCAAAGCCCAAGCCGGCCCCUGCCCAGCACGGCCAGCGUGGUGGUCAUCGGCGGAGGCAGCUUGGGCUGCCAGACCCUGUACCACCUGGCCAAGCUGGGCGUGAGCGGGGCCGUGCUGCUGGAGCGGGAGCGCCUGACCUCCGGGACCACCUGGCACACUGCAGGCCUGCUGUGGCAGCUGCGGCCCAGCGACGUGGAGGUGGAACUGCUGGCCCACACGCGGCGCGUGGUGAGCCAGGACCUGCCGGCGGAGACCGGCCUGCACACCGGCUGGAUCCAGAACGGGGGCCUGUUCAUCGCGUCCAACAGGCAGCGUCUGGAUGAGUACAAGAGGCUCAUGUCGCUGGGCAAGGCCUACGGCGUGGAGUCCCACGUGCUCAGCCCGGCGGAGACCAAGGCGCUGUACCCGCUGAUGAAUGUGGACGACCUGUACGGGACCCUGUACGUGCCUCACGACGGCACCAUGGACCCCGCCGGCACCUGCAGCACCCUCGCCCGGGCGGCCAGGGCCCGCGGGGCACAGGUCAUCGAGAACUGCCCAGUGACGGGCAUCCGCGUGCGGACGGAUGACUUCGGGGUUCGGCGGGUGGCGGCCGUGGAGACCCAGCACGGCUCGGUCCAGACGCCCUGCGUGGUCAACUGUGCAGGAGUGUGGGCGGACUCCGUGGGCCGGAUGGCUGGAGUCAAGGUCCCGCUGGUGGCCAUGCACCACGCCUACGUCGUCACUGAACGCAUCGAGGGCAUCCAGAACAUGCCCAACGUCCGUGACCACGAUGCCUCGGUCUACCUCCGCCUCCAGGGUGAUGCCCUGUCUGUGGGCGGCUACGAGAGGAACCCCAUCUUCUGGGAGGAGGUGUCGGACAAGUUUGCUUUCGGCCUCUUCGACCUGGACUGGGACGUGUUCGCCCAGCAUAUCGAGGGCGCCAUCAACCGGGUCCCGGUGCUGGAGAGGACGGGGGUCAAGUCUACGGUCUGUGGCCCAGAGUCCUUCACCCCGGACCACAAGCCGCUGAUGGGGGAGGCACCCGAACUCCGAGGCUUCUUCCUGGGCUGUGGCUUCAAUAGUGCAGGGAUGAUGCUGGGCGGCGGCUGUGGGCAGGAGCUGGCCCAUUGGAUCAUCCACGGACGCCCGGAGAAGGACAUGUACGGCUACGACAUCAGGCGCUUUCAUCACUCGCUCACGGACCACCGCCGCUGGGUCCGAGAGCGCAGCCACGAGUCCUACGCCAAGAACUACUCUGUCGUCUUCCCCCAUGACGAGCCCCUGGCAGGGCGCAACAUGCGGCUGGACCCCCUGCACGAGGAGCUCCUGGCGCGGGGCUGCGUGUUCCAGGAGCGGCUUGGCUGGGAGCGGCCGGGAUGGUUCCACCCAGGAGGCGCGGCUCCGGUCCUGCCCUACGACUACUACGGGGCCUACGGACAGCAGGCGCACCGGGACUACACCUACGGCCGGCUGCUGCAGGGCGACCACACCUUCGACUUCCCGCCCCACCACGACCUGAUUGAGCGGGAGUGCCUGGCCUGCCGCCGCGCCGCCGCCGUGUUCGACAUGUGCUACUUCGGCAAGUUCUACCUGGUGGGCCCGGACGCCGGGAAGGCUGCCGACUGGCUGUUCUCCGCCGACGUCAGCCGCCCCCCAGGCUCCACCGUGUACACCUGCAUGCUGAAUGCGCGUGGGGGCACCGAGGGCGACCUGACCGUCAGCCGCCUGGCCCCCAGCCUGGAGGCCACGCCCCUCACCCCUGCCUUUGAAGGGGACGGCUUCUACCUGGCCGUGGGCGGGGCCGUGGCGCAGCACUGCUGGUCCCACGUCACCUCGGUGCUGCAGGACCGCAGGUUCCGGUGCCAGCUCAUCGACCGCUCGGAGGACCUGGGCAUGAUCAGCGUCCAGGGCCCGGCCAGCCGGGCCAUCCUCCAGGAGGUGCUGGACGCAGACCUGAGCGACGAGGCCUUCCCGUUCUCCACCCACCAGCUGGUGAAAGCAGCCGGGCACCCGGUUCGGGCCAUGAGACUGUCCUUCGUCGGCGAGCUGGGCUGGGAGCUGCACCUCCCGGCGACGUCCUGUGUGCCUGUGUACCGCGCCGUGAUGGCGGCGGGCGCCAAGCACGGCCUCGUCGACGCUGGCUACCGGGCCAUCGACUCCCUGAGCACCGAGAAGGGCUACCGGCACUGGCACGCAGACCUGCGGCCGGACGACAGCCCCCUGGAGGCGGGCCUGGCCUUCACCUGCAAGCUCAAGUCCUCCGUGCCCUUCCUGGGGCGCAAGGCCCUGGAGCGGCAGCGGGCCGCGGGCCUCCGCCGACGCCUGGUCUGCUUCACUGUGGACGAGAAAGUGCCCAUGUUCGGCCUGGAGGCCAUCUGGAGGGACGGCCUGGUGGUGGGCCACGUGCGCAGGGCCGACUUCGGCUUCACCAUCAACAAGACCAUCGCCUACGGCUAUAUCCGGGACCCCAGCGGUGGGCCGGUCUCCCCGGACUUCGUGAAGCGUGGGGACUACAGCCUGGAGAGGAUGGGGGUGACCUACCCUGCCCAGGCUCACCUGAAGUCCCCCUUCGACCCCGACAACAAGAGAGUGAAGGGGGUGUACUGAGGGCUCCACCCCCACCCUGACUCCCUCGGGGCCUGUGGCACCCAGGGCCCGGCCCGGGACCCGGCCAGAACUUUGGUCCCCCUGCUUGUCCCCCACGUGCGGGCAUGGAGAGGUGGAAAGAGACCCCAAGGGCCCAUCCUUGGCCCAUCCUUGGCCAAGUGACCAAGUCAUUGACCAAAAGGUAGUCUCUAGUCCACCCACCCCCCAAACAGACCUGCAAUGCCCUGCCCUUAGGGACCAUACAAGCUUCUUAGAAGGUGCUGGGUGACGUGCACAAGCCCACUGUAACCGCAGCAGGGUGAAGGGGCUCCACCUGUGGUUGGGAGCCUUGGAGCUCCCCAGGUGCCUCUGAAAUCAGGGCGGGGCCGGGUUGGUGAGUGGAAGGCAGAGCGCGCAUGUGCAGACCGCCCCCCCCCCCCCAGUCAGGGCCACCUGGCUGGAUGGUCCGUCUCCCGGAUCCCAAGGCGGGGGGUGUGGAAGUCUGGAAAGAAAGCCCCUCCUGCCCCCUGAGAGUUUCUAGCCUGGAGACUGGGAGUGGGGGGGGGUGCCUCCGAUCAGUGCCCCCCACCAUUGCAGGCAGAAAUGCCGUCUCCUGCCCAUUUCCCUGGGAGCUACUUGUGGGCUUGGUCCGAGUGAGAGCCUGGUCAAGUCCUGCCUGGGUGGCCUUCGUCCUCUCUGUGUGACAGGCCCCUGCCUGUCCUUGUCACCCAGGGGAAGGCCCUUGCACAGAGCCUUAAGAGGGGAGGACUCCUCUGCUGCCCCGUGCCGGGCAUCCGCCCCGGGACCGGCCCCUGCCCCGCCCCCACCCCACCCCCAGGGGCAUUUCCUCCACCACUGGGCAGCCCAGGGGCCAGGCAGCCUCAGCGAACCGCAGCCCACGUCAUGCCCAGGGGUCCGUGGGCCUCUGGGAGGCAGGGUGACAGAUGCUUGGGGGACAGAGAGGACACGGUUCCCACACACAAGCUCAAAGGGCAGGGUGGUGGCGGGGGACAGACCCUGGACGCCCUCCGCUGCUCCCGUGCUCGGAGCCCUGCCCUGGGCCGUGCCGGGUCCGGCCGGGCCAAUAAAGCCGCAGCCUGGGAACACUUGUGCGUGGUGGAGGGUCAC